Molecule: messenger RNA, 2135 nt
Organism: Morus notabilis
Lineage: Eukaryota; Viridiplantae; Streptophyta; Magnoliopsida; Rosales; Moraceae
Product: peptidyl-prolyl cis-trans isomerase FKBP62
Exons: 15
Coding region: 219-2003 (594 amino acids)
Molecular function (GO): protein binding; peptidyl-prolyl cis-trans isomerase activity
Source: RefSeq, a predicted model, not a curated record
UUUUUAAUUUUUUUUUUAAUUUUUAUUUUGGGUAAGGCCUAAACCCUUUGUAAGAACUCUCUAGAAUCGCAAAUCCUCCCCCUCCGCUCCGCUAAAUAAAAGCCUCUCCCUUUCAGCUUCUGAUCACCGCUCUGCUCAUUUUCUCUCUCUAGAAAAAGCUUGGUCUGCUUCUAGGGCAUCCUCGCUCUCUCUCUCUCUCUCUCUAUAGGCUUCUGGAAAUGGACGAGGACAUCAACCUGAACGCGCCGCCACCGGAGGGAAUGGACGAGGGCUUUGAUCUGCUGGAUGAGUCCCCCAUGCUCAAGGUUGGCGAGGAGAAGGAGAUCGGAAAGCAGGGCUUGAAGAAGAAGCUUCUCAAGCAAGGCGAAGGCUGGGACACUCCCGAGACUGGCGACGAGGUUGAAGUUCAUUACACUGGGACUCUGCUGGAUGGGACGCAGUUCGAUUCGAGCCGUGAUAGGGGGACUCCAUUCAAGUUCACUCUCGGACAAGGGCAAGUUAUUAAGGGAUGGGAUGAAGGUAUUAAAACUAUGAAGAAAGGUGAAAAUGCGCUCUUCACCAUUCCUCCUGAGCUGGCUUAUGGCGAAUCUGGAUCUCCUCCAACUAUUCCUCCCAAUGCCACGCUGCAAUUUGAUGUGGAAUUGCUUUCAUGGACGAGUGUGAAGGACAUAUGCAAGGACGGUGGAGUAUUCAAGAAGAUCCUAACAGAAGGAGAGAAAUGGGAAAACCCAAAAGACCCUGAUGAAGUGUUAGUCAAAUUUGAGGCCCGGCUUGAAGAUGGAACUGUUGUUGCAAAAUCUGACGGAGUUGAAUUCACUGUGAAAGAGGGUUACUUCUGUCCUGCAUUGUCAAAGGCGGUUAAAACUAUGAAGAAGGGAGAGAAGGUGCUUCUGACCGUGAAGCCACAAUAUGGGUUUGGGGAUACAGGAAAGCCUGCGACUGCUGGCGAAGGUGCAGUUCCUCCAAACGCUACUCUUGAGAUAACGCUAGAGUUGUUGUCAUGGAAAACUGUUACAGAAGUAACUGAUGACAAGGUCGUUAAAAAGAUCUUGAAGGAAGGCGAAGGAUAUGAGCGUCCAAAUGAAGGGGCUGUUGUCAAAUUGAAGUUAAUUGGGAAACUACAGGAUGGUACGGUAUUUUUAAAGAAAGGACAUGAGGAAGGGGAAGAGCUUUUUGAGUUUAAAACAGAAGAAGAACAAGUCAUUGAUGGGCUCGAUACAGCUGUGUUGACAAUGAAGAAGGGAGAAGUAGCAUUGUUGACCAUUGCGCCAGAGUAUGCAUUUGGUUCAUCGGAGUCCCAGCAGGAAUUGGCUGUGGUACCUCCCAACUCCACUGUCUAUUAUGAGAUUGAGCUGGAAUCCUUUGUCAAGGAGAAGGAAUCAUGGGAUAUGGUUGCGGAAGAGAAAGUUGAAGCAGCAGGUAAGAAGAAAGAGGAAGGGAAUGCCUUAUUUAAGGCGGGUAAAUAUUUGAGAGCUUCAAAGAGAUAUGAGAAGGCUGUGAAGUACAUAGAAUAUGAUACCAACUUCCGUGAAGAAGAGAAGAAACAGGCAAAGGCAUUAAAAGUCGCAUGCAAUCUUAACAAUGCAGCUUGCAAGUUGAAAUUGAAAGAUUACAAAGAAGCAGAGAAAUUGUGCACUAAGGUACUAGAAGCAGAGAGUAGAAAUGUAAAAGCUCUCUACAGAAGGGCUCAGGCAUAUAUCCAGUUGGCUGACUUGGACUUGGCCGAGUUUGACAUCAAGAAAGCUCUUGAGAUUGACCCUAACAACAUGAAUGUGAAGCUGGAAUACAAAACUUUGAAGGAGAAGAUGAGGGAAUACAAUAAGAAAGACGCCAAGUUUUAUGGCAACAUGUUUGCAAAGAUGAGCAAGAACGCAGCAGCUAAGGAGGCUGAACCCACGAGCGUAGACAGCAGUGCAUUGACCGGCAAACCGAGAGGAAACAUUGACAAGAGAGAAUGCGUGUUGCGGCGGUGGUGUUGGCGUGACGAGACUAACAGAAAAUGAUCACAUUGUGUUGUAGGGGUAGUGUUCGGUUCAUGACUUUGGACCCAUUUUGGUGCAAUUUUAAGUGGGAAUCUAAAUCAACCAUAAAUCUCAAUGUCGUUCCACAAUCCCAUCCUCAUUCUCCCCCCGCUC